AUGGAAGAGGCUGUGAAAAGAGGUUAAUGCAGAGUUGGGGGGCGGGGUGAUGCGAUGCCACCCCUCCGGGCCGCCCUCGGGUCCCGCUGACGUCUCUCUUCCCCACCCCCUGGCUUCUGGCUUCUUUCUCCCCACGUCCCUCUUCUUUCCCACCCGCGCCGUGGCUCUCCAGCUUCCUCCCCAGCCCCCGCAAUUCCUUGGCUCCCCCAAAUUGCAGCCAGGGGAAGGAGCCCUGAAGCUCUCCAGCCCCGGCGCCCCUGUCCCAUUGGCUCCCUCCCCCGCUGCAGCACCUGGUCCCCCCCAGUCACCUGAUUGGCCGGCGGCCCCGUCAGUCCUGGCCCGGCUGUGCUAACGUCAUCCUGCAGUAGCGGGGUUCGGGUGGGAGUGAGAGAGUGAGGACGCUGGGCUCGGGGGGAACGCGAAGCCGCCGCAAGUCCCUCGCCUCAGCCACCCGGAUUGGGAUCUGCCCAGGUCCCCUCUAUGGACUAGCGUGGGCGGCAGGCUCCUCUCUGUCCCUGCCCUGCUGUCCCCCGUUCCUCGGGGAGCCCCUGUAUCCCUCCCGCAAGGUGGAACCCGCAGGCUGGAGGCUCCCACAGGAGGCAGCCGCCUGGCCCUGCCCUGCCCCACGCCGCACCAUGACCCUCCUGCUGCUGCCCCUCCUGCUGGCCUCUCUGCUCGCGCCCUGCUCCUGUAACAAAGCCAACAAGCACAAGCCAUGGAUCGAGGCAGAGUACCAGGGCAUCGUCAUGGAGAACGACAACACGGUCCUGCUGAACCCACCACUCUUUGCCUUGGACAAGGAUGCCCCACUGCGCUAUGCAGGCGAGAUCUGCGGCUUCCGGCUCCAUGGGUCUGGGGUGCCCUUUGAGGCUGUGAUCCUUGACAAGGCGACAGGAGAGGGGCUGAUCCGUGCCAAGGAGCCUGUGGACUGCGAGGCCCAGAAGGAACACACCUUCACCAUCCAGGCCUACGACUGUGGCGAGGGCCCCGAUGGGGCUAACACCAAGAAGUCCCACAAGGCCACCGUGCAUGUGCGGGUCAAUGAUGUGAAUGAGUUUGCCCCAGUGUUUGUGGAGCGGCUGUACCGCGCGGCUGUGACAGAGGGGAAGCUGUAUGAUCGCAUCCUGCGGGUGGAAGCCAUUGACGGUGACUGCUCCCCUCAGUACAGCCAGAUCUGUUACUAUGAGAUUCUCACACCCAACACCCCUUUCCUCAUUGACAACGAUGGGAACAUUGAGAACACAGAGAAGCUGCAGUACAGUGGUGAGAGGCUCUAUAAGUUUACAGUGACGGCUUAUGACUGUGGGAAGAAGCGGGCGGCGGAUGAUGCUGAGGUGGAGAUUCAGGUGAAGCCCACCUGUAAACCCAGCUGGCAAGGCUGGAACAAAAGGAUUGAAUAUGCACCAGGUGCCGGGAGCUUGGCUUUGUUCCCUGGUAUCCGCCUGGAGACUUGUGAUGAACCGCUCUGGAACAUUCAGGCCACCAUAGAGCUGCAGACCAGCCAUGUGGCCAAGGGCUGCGAUCGUGACAACUACUCUGAGCGGGCGCUGCGGAAACUCUGCGGUGCUGCCACUGGGGAGGUGGAUCUGUUGCCCAUGCCCGGCCCCAAUGCCAACUGGACGGCUGGGCUCUCAGUGCACUACAGCCAGGACAGCAGCCUGAUCUACUGGUUCAAUGGCACCCAGGCUGUGCAGGUGCCCCUGGGUGGUCCCAGUGGGCUGGGAUCUGGGCCCCAGGACAGCCUCAGUGACCACUUCACCCUGUCCUUCUGGAUGAAGCAUGGAGUAACUCCCAACAAGGGCAAGAAGGAAGAGGAAACCAUCGUGUGUAACACUGUCCAGAAUGAGGACGGCUUCUCUCACUACUCGCUGACUGUCCACGGCUGCAGGAUUGCCUUCCUCUACUGGCCCCUGCUUGAGAGUGCCCGCCCAGUCAAGUUCCUCUGGAAGCUGGAGCAGGUCUGUGAUGAUGAGUGGCACCACUACGCUCUGAACCUCGAGUUCCCCACAGUCACACUCUAUGCCGAUGGCAUCUCCUUCGACCCUGCCCUCAUCCAUGACAAUGGCCUCAUCCACCCACCCCGAAGGGAGCCUGCUCUCAUGAUUGGGGCCUGCUGGGCUGAGGAGAAGAACAAAGAGAAGGAAAAGGGAGACAACAGUACAGACACCACCCAAGGAGACCCCUUGUCGAUCCACCACUACUUCCAUGGCUACCUGGCUGGUUUCAGCGUGCGUUCAGGUCGCCUGGAGAGCCGCGAGGUCAUCGAGUGCCUUUAUGCAUGUCGGGAGGGGCUGGACUAUAGGGAUUUCGAGAGCCUGGGCAAAGGCAUGAAGGUCCACGUGAACCCCUCACAGUCCCUGCUCACCCUGGAGGGGGAUGAUGUGGAGACCUUCAACCAUGCCCUGCAGCAUGUGGCUUACAUGAACACUCUGCGCUUUGCCACGCCCGGCGUCAGGCCCCUGCGCCUCACCACUGCUGUCAAGUGCUUCAGUGAAGAGUCCUGCGUCUCCAUCCCUGAAGUGGAGGGCUAUGUGGUGGUCCUUCAGCCUGAUGCUCCCCAGAUCCUGCUGAGUGGCACUGCCCAUUUUGCCCGCCCAGCUGUGGACUUUGAGGGACCUGAGGGGGUCCCUUUGUUCCCUGAUCUUCAAAUCACCUGCUCCAUCUCUCACCAGGUGGAGGCCAAAAAGGAUGAGAGUUGGCAGGGCACAGUGACAGAUACACGCAUGUCGGAUGAGAUUGUGCACAACCUGGACGGCUGUGAAAUUUCUCUGGUGGGGGAUGACCUGGACCCUGAGCGGGAAAGCCUGCUCUUGGACACAAACUCCCUGCAGCAGCGAGGGCUGGAGCUCACCAACACGUCUGCCUACCUCACCAUUGCUGGGGUGGAGAGCAUCACUGUGUAUGAGGAGAUCCUGAGGCAGGCUCGUUAUCGGCUGCGACAUGGGGCUGCCCUCUAUGCCAGGAAAUUCCGGCUUUCCUGCUCAGAAAUGAAUGGCCGUUACUCCAGCAAUGAAUUCAUCGUGGAGGUGAAUGUCCUGCACAGCAUGAACCGGGUUGCCCAUCCCAGCCACGUGCUCAGCUCCCAGCAGUUCCUGCACCGUGGUCACCAGCCUCUGCCUGAGAUGGCUGGACACAGCCUGGCCAGCUCCCACCGAAACUCCAUGAUCCCCAGCGCUGCGACCCUCAUCAUUGUGGUGUGUGUGGGCUUUCUGGUGCUCAUGGUCGUCCUGGGCCUGGUGCGCAUCCACUCCCUUCACCGCCGCGUCUCAGGGGCCGGUGGGCCUCCAGGGACCUCCAGUGACCCCAAGGACCCGGACCUCUUCUGGGAUGACUCAGCUCUCACCAUCAUCGUGAACCCCAUGGAGUCCUACCAGAAUCGGCAGGCCUGUGUGGUGGGGGCUGCCGGGGGCCAGCAGGAGGACGAGGACAGCAGUGACUCGGAGGCAGCCGACUCCCCCAGCAGUGACGAGAGACGCAUCAUCGAGACCCCCCCACACCGCUACUAAUGCGACACCUCUCCCCAUGCAGAGGGAGAAUUCUGCCCUGGUGAAACAGACACACCAGACAUGGGAGAAGGACCUUCUGGGAGAACAGAGAACAAGAGGGAGAGAGGCUUCAGAACCAGUCCUCCUUUCAUCUCAAAACCCCAGGGGGCCCUCUGGAGUCCACCCUGCCCCUCCCUGGGCCCCUAUUCCUCACCUCUGGGCUGUGUCAUGCUCCCAGUGUGCCCCUGGCACUGGGGCUGGCUGCAUUGGAAAGUGGGCUGGACUUCGGCUGCUUUUCUAGCCCCAAUGGCAGCUGCCUCCUUAGCACUCACUGUGUUGGGGAGGGGGUGACAGUCACAAUGGCUGGGGCUGGGGCUGGGGCUCUGGUGGGGUUGAAGGAAACCCUCUCCUCUCCCUUCCCUUCUCUCUCCUGUCCAUUGGAAGCCUCUCUCCCUCACAGGGCUCCCUCAGCUGGGCCAUCCCUGCUUCUCUUAUGAACCCCCACCUCGAUUCCAUUUCAGUCUGGGGACCCUCCCUCCUUCCCAACUUCCUUCCUUUCUUGUCCUCUUUCCCCUCCUGCCCUUGCAGUCCUGAGGUCCUGCAGCCCCAGCCCCUCCUCUGUGACCUGGUGUAGGCAGGUUUCGGGGACUGGAGGGAGUGUGAGGGCCCCGGGGGGAAUUAUAUAUAAUGUAUAUUUUUUCAAUGUUGUCGUGAGUGCAGCCCCUGUGUUCCCGUGUGCAGCUCAUGGCCCUGUGUGUGUGUGUGUGUGUGUGUGUGUGUGUGUGUGUGUGUGUGUGUCAUCGUCAUGUCCUGGGGCAGGGGGUGGGGAGAUGGGUGUGGUGAGGGAGGGGACAUAUCCUAGGGUUUUCAAAUAAAACAAUCAGAAAAAAAAAAUCUCA
This is a messenger RNA of Callithrix jacchus (white-tufted-ear marmoset), 4384 nucleotides long. RefSeq names its product calsyntenin 3 (gene CLSTN3). Gene Ontology annotation, biological process: positive regulation of synaptic transmission; positive regulation of synapse assembly; homophilic cell-cell adhesion. Gene Ontology annotation, cellular component: cell surface; postsynaptic membrane. Gene Ontology annotation, molecular function: calcium ion binding. NCBI's taxonomy places the organism in Eukaryota, Metazoa, Chordata, Mammalia, Primates, Cebidae. The record is from RefSeq and is a predicted model, not a curated record.